Messenger RNA from Zea mays, 1165 nucleotides. Its product is annotated as protein CURVATURE THYLAKOID 1C, chloroplastic. Bases 437 to 937 code for a protein of 166 amino acids. Gene Ontology annotation, cellular component: thylakoid; chloroplast thylakoid membrane. The record is from RefSeq and is a predicted model, not a curated record. NCBI's taxonomy places the organism in Eukaryota, Viridiplantae, Streptophyta, Magnoliopsida, Poales, Poaceae. The transcript is spliced from 5 exons.
GGCUCGUCACGGGCGCGCUGGUACUUGCUCAGAUGGUGCCGGUUGGAUUCUUGUGUCUAGCGUUUUGUUUUGUUUGGUUUCGUGUCCAUCCUGAUUAAGGAAUCUGCUGUUUGUUUACUGGCUGGCUCUCCAUCUCCAUCACCGACCGAAUCCCUAGUGUAGAGCUUCCUCUGUCAGAAUACGCGCACAAGUCAGGGGGCAAUCUGCAAACCAGACAUCCGAUGCUGCGUGAGUGGACGAGAGGGCUCCGGCUCACAUCUGCUGCGCCCGCCGCAGCAAGACGCGCCGGAGGAGGCCAAGCAAGCAGCUCUAGUCUUCGUCGCGUGGUUCCACCCACCCCCACACGCAUCACCCACCGCGCGCCGCCUCGUGCGUGCCUCUCAAUUCCGUCUCGUUCUGCAGCGGCUCUCGCCGGUGGCCUGCAGCAGCAGCAGCCAUGAUGAUGGCGUGUGCCCUCGCCGUCGCCCAGCCAGCAGCAUCUCUCGCGCCGCCAUCCGGCAAGAGGACCCUCUCCGGCGGCCGCCCCCCGCGGCUGCCACCUCCCAGGCUUUCAGGUAAACUUGCCUUGGCCACACCGUGCUGCGCGCGUGGUGCAGGCAAGCUAAUAAGGAGCCGCGCUGUCGUUGCCAAGGCUGCGCAGGACGGGUCGGAAUCGUCCGGGACCGGGAGCAUAGUGAAAUACGUCACGAGCUCUUUCAGCACCGCGGAAGACAUUUUCGCCCUAGCUGGUAUAGGCUUUGCCGCAGUAGCUGCAUUAUGGGCUUCGGUCAACCUCAUUGAGAUCAUCGACAAGCUCCCGGUCCUUCCUCUUCUCUUUGAACUAGUCGGGAUAUUGGUUGCAUGGCUUUUCAUCUACAACAAUCUCCUCUUCAAGCCAAAAAGGAAAGAAUUUCUAGAGAACAUCAAAAGCUCAGGAUCUCGAAUCCUGGGGCAGUAACCUUUGUAGGCGACAGUUGACAGCAACCACUCUGUCAUGGGUUCUCUGCAAGCAUGCCGAAUGUAAUUAUGCAAUGUAACUGUAUGCGAGCUAUGGGUGUUAACAUUUUUUAUUGUAUAAGCAUCACCAAUUUUCUGUACAGGUUAGUGUGAUUAAAAUCGUUCUCCUAGUACCAGGACUUGGACUUGUACGAGCCUAAUAAGAACAUACGCCCGAAUCCUUCCUGAA